Messenger RNA from Camellia sinensis, 1778 nucleotides. RefSeq lists its product as uncharacterized. The record is from RefSeq and is a predicted model, not a curated record. NCBI's taxonomy places the organism in Eukaryota, Viridiplantae, Streptophyta, Magnoliopsida, Ericales, Theaceae.
UAACCAACUAUAAGUACGAUUCUGCUUUCUCAUCUCUUGAUAAAGUACUUCAUGCAAUGGCUUUUACACACAAUCAUGGUCUUCUUGUGAUCCUGCUCAUGAUGUUGUGUCUGCAUACCGUUGCAGAGUGGUGUAAUCAUGGAGGAGACAUAGGUAACACUAGGUAUGCCAAAGAAGAACUUCUGAUCAACCCAAAAACUGUCUCAAAACUACAUUUAAGAUGGAAAUUCUUUGCCGGAAAAGACAUAUCUGCGACUCCGGCGGUGGCCAAUGGAGUAGUCUACUUCCCAUCAUGGAAUGGGUAUGUUUAUGCAGUGAAUGCUUUCAAUGGUGCACUGAUAUGGAAACAGAACGUUGGCGAGCUGACUGGGCUGAGUGCAACUGGGACUAUAGUGAACGUAUCGGUGUCAAGAGCCACGCCAACGAUCGCUGGCGACCUCUUGAUCAUCGCAAUCUAUGGCCCUGCGUAUGUGAUUGCGGUGUGUCGGUUAACCGGAAAUCUGGUCUGGUCGGCUCAGCUAGACCCACAUCCUUUUGCACUGAUAACUGCAUCAGGAACAGUUCAUAUGGGGGCUUUUAUCGUUGGAGUGUCAUCACUAGAAGAAACCUUACCAGCAGGCCAAUGUUGCUCAUUCCGGGGCAGCCUAGCAAAGCUGGACCUCCGAACCGGUGCAAUUUUGUGGCAAACCUACACUCUCCCCGACAAUGGUGGCAAAUUAAACGCAUACUCCGGUGCGGCCAUUUGGGGAAGCAGCCCCUCCAUCGACACACGGCGGCGACUCGUGUACGCCGCUACCGGCAACCUCUAUACUGCUCCACCAGCGGUGUUGGAAUGCCAAGCCAAGCAAAACAAUCAGACCAAACCGACCCAACCCGACCAGUGUAUUGGGCCGGGUAUCAAUUUCAAUUCGAUAUUGGCUUUUGAUAUUGACUCUGGGAGGGUAAAGUGGGCUAGGCAACUUGGGGGCUAUGAUGUUUUUUAUUUUGCGUGUUUGGAUCCGACGAGCCCGGAUUGUCCACCCGGCCCGAAUAUCGAUGCUGAUUUUGGAGAGGCUCCGAUGUUGGUUCGGGCAUUUGUUAAUGGAACGGUUAGGGACGUGGUUGUCGCGGUUCAGAAGAGCGGCUUUGCUUGGACUUUGGACCGGGAUACUGGUGAUAUAGUUUGGUUCAAGUUAGCAGGACCAGGAGGCAAAGGAGGAGGAGGAACAUGGGGAGCAGCCACAGAUGGAAGAAGGAUUUACACCAACAUAGGCAACAGUGACAAUCUCAACUUCACCCUCGCCCCAUCUAACCGAACCACCACAGCCGGUGGAUGGGUGGCUUUGGAUGCCAAUACAGGGGAGAUCCUAUGGUCCACAGCCAACCCCAGCAAUGACUCUGCCCAAGGACCUGUUACCCUAACCAAUGGUGUCCUUUUCGCGGGGUCUGUGGCUUCCAAUGGACCUCUUUACGCGAUGGAUGCCAAUACCGGGCACAUUUUGUGGUCAUAUAACACGGGUGCCACCAUCUACGGUGGUGCUUCGGCUAGUUAUGGAUGCAUUUACAUUGGGAAUGGUUAUUCAAUUGGUUUGGCCAAGUUCCAUCCCACAUGGACUCCUGGAAAUUCACUCUUUGCCUUUUGUGUUUUAUGAAAAGAUCAUGCAUAGGACAUGCCUUGGAUUGGUUUCUAACGCGGAACCAUCAAAUAAAUAAAAGUUUUAAUCUCACUUGUCUUGGGUUAUGAUAUCCAGUGACUAAUAAAAGGGAUUGUUUCCAAUAAAAUUUUGAUUUACCAAAUA